AUGGCGACGCCUAACGUUCUAGCAUUCGAGCCUGACAGUCGUCCCAUCGAGUUCGCUGUGUGGUUAGACGAUCUCCAGCUGUUCCUUCUGACUGAUGCCAAAGAGGGCGUUUCCCUGUUUGAUUACGUCUCUGGCACUGCCGUUACUCCUGCUGCUGAUGCUCCUGCUCUAGAACGCUCCCACUCAGUCAGGGACCACUUCCUAGCGCUAGACCCCACCACUCUCACUGUCGACGACUUCGAGAAGCACCUCCUCGCAAGCAGAGGAAGAACAUCCCUCGCUGUAGGUGCUGCUCGUGGCACUCCUCGCUCUCCCCUCUUUGAGGGGUGCUCCCCCUCCCCUCUCACCCCCUCCUAUGCCUCCGCAAGCUGCUGCUCACGACUACCUUGGUGCUUGAGGGGGUCGGAGCUGCUUCCGCUCCUAGUGGGAAGCGUCGCAAGCGGCAGGGGCGGCAGGGGUGGCAGGGGCCGGUGGGGGCUGGCGGUGGAGGUGGCGGUGGUGCAGGCGGCAGGGGAGGUGGAGGUGGGGGGGGGUGGUCGUGAGGGUGGAGGCGGUGGAGGUGGUGGUGGGGGCGGCGGAGGCCCUGGGAGCGGUGGAGGGGGGGCAGCAGCGGCGGUGGGGGAGGAGGGAGCGGUAGUGGCACUGGUGGUCAGGGCCAGCAGCAGCCGCAGCAGCAGCAGGCCAGCAGCAGCAGCAGCAGCAGCAGCAGCAGCAUCAGCGUAG
Messenger RNA from Closterium sp. Naga37s-1, 723 nucleotides. The record is from the annotation of a GenBank genome assembly. Lineage: Eukaryota; Viridiplantae; Streptophyta; Zygnematophyceae; Desmidiales; Closteriaceae.